This is a messenger RNA of Nematolebias whitei (Rio pearlfish), 3763 nucleotides long. It is a transcript of the gene lamp2, whose product is annotated as lysosomal-associated membrane protein 2. The transcript is spliced from 9 exons. Gene Ontology annotation, cellular component: membrane. The coding region runs from base 114 to 1361 and encodes 415 amino acids. The record is from RefSeq and is a predicted model, not a curated record. NCBI's taxonomy places the organism in Eukaryota, Metazoa, Chordata, Actinopteri, Cyprinodontiformes, Rivulidae.
CUCAGUCAUAUGACUCCGCUUCCUGGUUCAGUUGGACUCGUCUUCAGUUCGGACUCUGCGUGUCUGUUGACUGCUUUCAUUUCUGUCCGACGGCUCAGCAUUCAUUAGCGACCAUGUACCGAUGUGCUGCAUUCGUUUUACUCUUUUCUUGUGGAGUUGUGUUCCACCAGUCUCAUGGCGUUGAGGUGAAUGUCACAGGAGAAGACAAAAAACUUUGUCUCUACGCCAACCUAAUGCUCAACUUCUCUGUCUCCUAUAAAGGAGCUGACAACAAGACUCUCACUGCUCUGUUUAAACUUCCUGAAAAUGUCAUGUCAGAUGGUAGCAAAUGUGAUGAGAAAACCUCGACCCUGAAGCUCAACUUUGGAGACGGACACUCUUGGAGCAUGAACUUUAACAAGAGUGGGAAAAGCUACCUGGCAGACCAGAUAACUUUUUCUUACAAACUUAGUGACUCCAAUUACUUCCCUGGAUCUUCAUCAAAUAAAACAAUCACUGUGUCUCAAAAUGCCAACAUUAAUGAUGUCGAGUUGGACAACUGCUACUCUUGUAAAAGUAAAGACGAGAUCUCGGCUAAUCUGGUCAACAUGACGCUGUGGAACGUACUCGUACAGGCUUUUGUUGCCAACGGUAGCAAGAGUGAGAACAUAACCUCUUGUUCUGCGGAUCAUUCCACAACCCCUGUUCCAACCACUAUUCCAACAACUGCUGCAACCACUGCUGCUCCUGUAACUAACACCACCACCACACCACCCACCACCCCGCCAACACCCCUCCCCACUCCUCAAACUGGGAACUACAGCAUUUCCCCUAGUGGUCCGAACACUACAGCCUGUCUGUUGGCCAGCUUUGGCCUUCGGAUUGGUUUCAAACAAAACCAGACAUACCAAGAGAUGAACUUUGACCCUCAUGGAGCGAACGUUUCUGGAAAAUGUGGCGUCAGCAGCAGUGAGCUUGUGCUGGUGUCUGAAGAACUGACCGUAGCAUUCACAUUUGUCAAUGACACAAAGAAAUUCCGCCUCCUCACUCUGAAUGUCACGGUCAACACUGGGUCUGGUUUCCACGAGGUCGAUACCAACCUGACUUUGUGGGAGACCAACAUCGGCAGCUCCUACAUGUGCAACAAGGAGCAGAACUCCACCAUCAGCGACCAGCUCAGCCUUUACACAUUCAACCUGCGAGUGCAACCUUUUGGAGUGAAGAAGGGUGAUUUCAGCACAGCCUAUGAGUGUUCAUUGGAUGACCCCAGCAUCUUAAUCCCAAUCAUUGUCGGCGCUGCUCUGGCUGGCUUGAUUCUCAUUGUAGUGAUCGCUUACGUGAUCGGUCGAAGAAAGACCAAUGCUGGAUAUCAGACCCUUUAGAUUCAGUUUUGCAGUUAUCCCUGAAAUGUCAUGGGAUUCGCAAGUCUGGUCCUUGGCUGUUACGUGCAGUGGUUUGUUUGGCCCAUGAAAAGAAAAUGCAGUGUUUAAAAAGUCUAAUGGGGGGAAAAUGAUGCAGUUUUGUGAAAUGAUGGCUGGUAAAUGUAAAUAAUCUGGUGAUAUUAAAGAUGAAUUUAGGUGAUGUGAACAUUAGUCUUCUAAUAUAUAUCAAUAUUUACAUAUAUUCUAAUGUUUGAAAACGGAAUAAAUUGGCAUAAAAGGAUUAGCUGUUCCUCUCAAGGACCAAACUUGUCUGUCCUUGUCCACCCUCCUUCAUGUCUGUUUGGCUUUUCUUUCUUUAUUGUGCUUUUUGUUAAUGGGCAAGUGCAAGACCCACAAAACAUUUCUCCAAUCAUUCUAGUCAAUACAGUUACAAUGAAUGCUAUUUUAAACGUGCAAUAUGCAUAUUGUUCAGGUACGGAGCUACCUGUACAUUUAUAGAUGCCCCAUGAUAUGUAUCCCCCCCCCCCCACCUCACCACCACCACCACCACCACGCACACAGUCACAGAAUUCUCCACUUUAGGGUCCUGCACUUGCUCAGCAGACAUUCCCCAUUUUGUUUGCUUUUGUUGUCACUUAUCCUUUUUAAGCAGAUUAUGAUUUGACUUUUCAUCGUCACAAUUAUCGAGACAUUUUCAAAUGUUCUAACACCAUUUUGUCACGGAUCAAAUUUAAUCAAACGUUGUUUUUUUUUUUUGCUCUGUUCCUUGAAAUUUCUCCACAUUAAUGAAUGUCUGCUUUAUUUUGAAAAGUUGUCUAAAAAUAUGUUUGUUUUUUGUUUUUGCCCAUGUUUUCCCCUGUAGACCAGGAGGAACUUUGGGAUUUUACCUGAUAUUGUGACUCCAGUCGUAUUUUGAACGUGACAUUAGAUCAUUCUUUACUAAAAACCUCCCACCCUGUCAAAUAGUUAAGUCCAGAUAAAACUAAACAUCUUUGUGACUCAUUUACAGUUGAGUUCACUGAACUCGAUGCGAUGCUCCGUGGAGCUCCAUUAGCUUGCGCUCGCUUCACUCAGAUAAAUUUCUGCUGGGAUACAUGUUGGCAUUAGGUUUAUGAAAAGGGACAAUACGAUUCAGUAGUUAUUUGCUUUCAGCACAUAAUUCUGAAACAAGAAUAUUUACGUAUAAAUGCACUACGAGACUUAAUGUUUCGCUUGUUGUCACCUGUGUACAUGUUAAGGCGUCAUAGCAGAUGAAGGGACGUUAGCGUUGCAGAAACCUUUGCUUCAAAACGUUUCUUUAGAUAUUUGCAGCAGUUUUUCACAGGAAUAGUUUAACGUGUAAAGUUUUGCUUUCUUGAACGAAGUUAGAGGAAAAGGUGCCACUUUUUGCUCGUAAAAUUCAAAGUUCUAGCUCGGCGCUACGUAGCUGCUGCUCAUCACAAAAAGGUGGAAAUGGGGAUACGCAGAGAGUAGUUUGGCUGGGUUUAAAACAGCCUGCUUGGCUUUGUAUGUCCUUUCUGUGCAGCCAACUCUGAAAGAAAGUACAAUUCCUGUUUUUUAUUUAUUUAUUAAAGUUCAGCUACUGGCUCGUCGGGGUUUUGUUCCUGUGAGUUUUACUGAAUCUUUAAGCAGCACGAGCCAUAAACCCAACAUCAGUCAGCAGGUUUUAAUCUCCUGACUCCCGGUGCUCUGUGUCUGUGAUGAAAAUGUUCUUAGACAGGAUUUUUCUUCAUUUCUGAGUUGGUUGUUUAUUGACAGAUAUUUUCAGGACUGUUUAAGUUGUGGAAUUAGAGCAGGUUUCAGUGAAGCGGGAAUGGCGAGCCUCAGAUUGUAUUUAAACGAUUAAAAGCCGUAGUUGUAGAUUAAAUCUAGUAAGAGUGCAACCUACUCUUUGCACUGUUCCGCGUUUUGCUGAUCGAUUUUUGCUUCAACAGGUUCCUGUACAUUUGUUUGAAGUAAUUCUUGCUCAUAAUCAAAUACAAGAUGAGCUUUUUUCCUCGUGAUUGUUGCCGCCUUUGUCUACUUCAGCUUUGUAAAAGUUGCCUUAAUUAUGAAGAUGGUUUUGCAGCACCACUACAAUUUUUAUGAAACUUUUAAAAAUCAUCUGACGGGUUUGUCAUCAAAACAUAGUAAUAAAUCAAUUUAGCACAUUUUGAGACUUGUUUAAACCUCGUUUGGCUCAAAUGACUUCACCUCCUCGUUUUGGGGAUAAUAGCACAACAAACAAACAAAAAAGGGAAUCAGUGCUGCAGAACCAUUUCCGUUACUGUGCAUUAUGUGCAAACAGAUGACAGAUAAUUUUAUCUGCACUCACUCAUGUCAGCUUAAACGAUUUGAAACUCAGUUUGUGUGAUUGGAGCUUUAUAGUAUUUUCAAUGGAAAUAAAAAUGUAAAAAAUUGGA